This is a messenger RNA of Triplophysa dalaica, 4501 nucleotides long. It is a transcript of the gene plcb2, whose product is annotated as phospholipase C, beta 2. The coding region runs from base 46 to 3648 and encodes 1200 amino acids. The record is from RefSeq and is a predicted model, not a curated record. NCBI's taxonomy places the organism in Eukaryota, Metazoa, Chordata, Actinopteri, Cypriniformes, Nemacheilidae. The transcript is spliced from 32 exons. Gene Ontology annotation, molecular function: calcium ion binding; phosphatidylinositol-4,5-bisphosphate phospholipase C activity. Gene Ontology annotation, biological process: phosphatidylinositol-mediated signaling; lipid catabolic process.
CAUGACUUCAGGAUCAAAGCGUUAGACCUCAACAUUGUGUCCAAAAUGAGUAAAAAUCGCUACUCGCUGAAGGAACCCGACGUCAAAGAGUAUCUUGUGAAGGGAGACAGAUUUACAAAAUGGAAAGAGGACUCCAAGAAAACCAUCCCGGUCACCCUGAAGAUGGAUCCGAAAGGAUUUUAUCUGGUCUGGACCAAUCAGAGCAAAGAAACUGAACUUCUGGAUGUUGCGACCAUCAGGGACACAAGAGCAGGAAAAUACGCCAAAGUCCCCAAACACCAAAAAGUUCGUAAUGUCUUCAACAUGGAUUUUCCCGACAGUCAUCAUCUGGCCAAAACUCUGACCAUCGUCACGGGCGCUGACACCGUCAAUCUGACAUAUCUCAACUUCUUUGCUGCAAAAGAAGUUGCCCAGCAAUGGGCAGAUGACAUUCUGGCGAUUGCCUACAACACCAUGAGAGCAAACGCCUGCAGACAGAUCUUCCUGGAGAAACUGUAUGUUCGCCUCACGCUGCAGACCAAUAAGGAUGGAAAAAUCCCUGUUAAAACUAUCUAUAAGUUGUUUCCUGCUGAAAAGAAGAGAGUUGAACAGGCGCUGACAGCUGCCAAUCUACCAAAAGGAAAGUUUGACACCAUCAAGUUAGAUGUGUUCACCGAGGCAGCGUUCAAAACCUUCGUGAUGCAUCUCUGUCCCAGACCAGAAAUCAAUGAAAUCUUCACGUCCUUCACCAAAGGAAAAGGUUUCAUGACGAAGGAGAUGCUGGCCAAGUUUCUGAACGAGAAGCAGCGAGACCCUCGUCUCAAUCAGGAGCUGUUUCCACCCGUCAGACCCGAUCAGAUGAAGACCCUCAUCGAGAAAUAUGAGCCCAGCUCCUCCAAUGCCAGUCGAGGUCAGAUAUCUCCAGAGGGUUUAAUGUUUUAUUUGAUGGGCUCUGAAACGUCGGUGGUGCAUUUGGACAAACUGGCACAGAGUCACGACAUGACUCAACCCAUCGGACAUUACUUUGUCAAAUCAUCUCACAACACAUAUCUCACAGCGGGUCAGCUGACAGGCGUCUCGUCUCCUGAGAUGUACCGUCAGUGUCUGCUCUCCGGGUGUCGCUGUCUCGAGCUGGAUUGUUGGAAAGGCAAACCUCCAGAUGAAGAGCCAAUCAUCACCCACGGCUUCACCAUGACAACUGAGAUCUUAUUUAAGGACGUUAUUGAAGCCAUCAAUGAGAGCGCCUUCAAAACCUCUCAGUAUCCAAUCGUGCUUUCGUUUGAGAACCACGUGGACACAGUAAAGCAACAGGAGAAGAUGGCUCAUCACUGCAGGACUAUAUUUGGAGAUAAACUGCUCGUUGAUCCGCUGGACAAAUAUCCUCUGAAGCCAGGCCAACCCAUCCCCAGUCCAUCUGAGCUGAUGUGUAAGAUUCUCAUCAAGAACAAGAAGAGCAGCGCUGCUCCCAACAAACAAGAGACUGCAAAGAAAACAGAGAGCGUUGAGAAUUCUGCAGUGGACCCCAACCAUCCCCCCGCUGACGGACCCGACGCACAUCAUCACGACGGUCAUGAUGAUCACGAGGAACACGAUGAUCACGAUGAACAAGAUGAAGAGAAGAUGAAGAACUCUGAUGAGGGCACCGCUGGACAAGAAGUCACAGCCUUUGAGGAGAUGUCAGCCAUUGUCAACUACGUUCAGCCCAACAAAUUCGUCUCAUUUGAGAACGCAAUCAAGAAGAACAGGAGUUAUGUCAUCUCUUCAUUUGUGGAAACCAAAGGCGAGAGUCUGAUCGCGAAGAACGCUGUGGACUGGGUGGAAUAUAAUAAGAGGCAGAUGAGUCGGAUCUAUCCUAAAGGAACACGUGUGGAUUCAUCAAACUACAGUCCUCAGCCCUUCUGGACCGCAGGCUGUCAGUUUGUGGCACUCAACUAUCAGACUAUGGAUUUCCCCAUGCAGUUGAACAUGGCUCUGUUCGAGUUCAACGGCAGGACGGGGUACCUGCUCAAACACGAGAUGCUUCGCAAGAGCGACAAGAAGUUUGAUCCUUUCACUGAAAGAUUCGACACGAUCAUCGCCUGCACGCUCACCAUUAAGAUCUACUCGGGUCAGUUCCUGUCAGAUAAGAGUGUGAAAACCGGAGUGGAGGUGGAACUCAUCGGUUUGCCGAAGGACCCCAAGAAAAAGUUUCGUACCAAAUGGACGGCGACCCCCAACGCCAUCAACCCGGAGUGGAACGAAGAGCCUUUCGUCUUUGAGAAGAUUCUGCUGCAGGAGAUGGCUUACCUCAGGAUCGUGGUUCAUGAGGAGAGCGGAAAGUUCAUAGGUCACAGAAUUCUGCCACUGGAUGCUCUUCAGACAGGUUUCCAGCACAUUGCUUUGCGCAGUGAGAGUAAUAUGCCUCUGACUCUGCCGUCUCUGUUCGUGCACAUUGAUGUGAAGGAUUAUAUUCCCGCUGCGUUCGCUGAUUUCACAGACGCACUUUUCAAUCCUGUCAAGACUACAAAGCCUCCGAAGCAAGAGUGCGCCACAUACGUGUCUGAAUAUGAGUUACCUAUGGCUGAUGGAGCUGCGACUGCUGCGACUGCUGCGACUCCUGCAGAACCAAAAGCCUCUGAGAGUCCAGCAGAGGGCGACGCCGAACCUCCGAAACCUGAGGAAAAAACAGAGCCAGCACCUGAACCUGAACCAGAACCAGCCCCCGAGCCAACACCAGAACCAGCUGCUGAACCAGAACCAGCCCCAGAGCCAAAACCAGAACUAGCUCCUGAACCAGUACCAGCCCCAGAGCCAGAACCAGCUCCAGAACCAACUCCUGAAGCAAAACCAGAGGAAGAUCAAGAGCCAGCCCCUGAAACAAAACCAGAGGAAAAUCCAGAAGCAGAACCAGAACAAAAACUUGAGGAAAAUCCGGAAGCAGCCCCUGAAACCGAACCCAAAGCAGAAGAGUCUCCUGCUGACCCAUCAGACCCGCCCACCGUGACCUGUGAGGAACUGCAGCAGCACAAGAACUUCCUGAAGGUCUCCAAGAAACAAGAGAAAGACCUGAAGGACAUGGAGAAGAAGUUUCAGAAGAAACGCGAUGACGUGACGCAGAAAUACGGCAAACAGAUGGAAGUGCUGAAGAAGAAGAGCUCGGUUAAGAAAUCAGAAGGUUCUGAGCCAACCGAACAGAUCACAGACAUCAAGCAGAAGCUUCAGACUGAUCUCAGAGCUGUGCUGGUGGAACACUACGAUCAGACCAAGAACAAGAAAGAGCAGCAGAACACUGAGCGUCUGACCAAACUCCUGGAGAUAGCCACAGAGAAACACUGCAGCGAGAUGAAAGCGCUCAACAGUGACAUGAAGAAGAAGGACAAGGACAAAAUGAAGAAAAGCAAAAGUACUGAUCAGCUUGACAGUGAUAAACCUCAGUCAGAUGAAGGUUCACCUCAGGAACAGAGUCUGAAGAGAAGACAGGCCGCCACGCUCGGCAAAAUCAGAGAUCUCAUCAGUCAGCUCAAUAAAGACGCCGUCUCCGAGCACUCUAAGAACAUGUGGUCACUGCCCAAUGAACUGACAGAGGCCGUCAACUCCUGCGUCAAACCUCAUUACCCCAAUCACGUGGAGAAAGCCGAAGAGAACCGCACAGAACCCGCCAACGGACAAUGUCAAGUUUUCGUAGGAUGAACUCUGUGUGUCUACCGUAACAUGAAAUUUACACACUUGUUAAUAAUUCAGUAUAAACUGUAUUUUUUUUCAUUUAGAUUUUCAAACACACAUAAAACCCUUUUAGAAACAUUUCAUUAAGGAGUAUGAAAACUGUCAAGAUGUCUGAAUCAUAGUUCACCCCAAAAUACUGUAAAAUAAUUCUUUAGAAAUCAAGGUUUUUUCUAGAUUUUUUUAGUUUUUUGGGGUUGCCUUAUGAUCUAGACUUUCACAUAGAAAUGAAAUUUUAAAUGAUGAUGCACUUUGUAAUUUCUUUUAGGAUUUUAUGUUAUGUUUGUGAUGGUGGAGGUGUCUGUAAUCCCAAUAUAAACACACAAUAUAUGCGUACACAUAAAGACACUUCUUUACAGCCGAGCAGACGUAACCGUUACUUAAGUUAAAAUGAUUUUUAAGUUAAAAAUCAAGUGUCAAGGUGAAGUUGAAUUAAAGGCUAGAAGAUAAAUGAAUCAAGUAACAGAAGAUAUUCACUCCAUUACUCUCACACAUCAGACGGAUGCACAAAUAUUCUUAGGUUCUGUUAAGGUUUUGUUCUAGAUAUGCAUUUAAAUCCACCAAAAUACCAUAGCACCCUAUUCUUGACUUGUAUGUAAAGUAAUGUAAUGUUUAAAGCGUAUAGACUUCUUGUCUGAUAAACUACUUUCAUUCAAUUUAAUUUAAUUUAAAUAUUAUUUGUUGUGAUUUUACAAUACUUGUAUAUUUUGGUGAAAGCUGAGUUUACCAUGGUAAAUGUUUUGUAAAAGGUCAAUACAAGCUGUAAGAUAAUGAUAAUCUUUAAGAAAUGAUUUAAGAAAUAAAAAACAAUCAAAUGACUUAA